AAGCUCGGGCUGAGGAGGAGCCGCUCACAGAUCUGAGGAGCUCUGCACCGGGAAAAGUUUACUUCCAAGUACCACAGACCAACCCAAAGGAGGGAGAACCCGCAGAGAUGGCAACUCAGGCGGAGCAGCUGCCCCACCUGCACCUGGCCGAGCUCACCGCGGCGCAGUUCAUCGACAUCUGGAAACAUUUUGACACAGACGGAAACGGCUACAUAGAGGGGAAGGAGCUGGAGGGCUUCUUCACAGAGCUGGAGACUGCGAGGCGAGGAGCCGGUGUGGAUCCCUCACACGCUUUGUUCAAGGAGAAGUUGAAGGAGUUCAUGGCAAAUUUUGACAAGAACUCUGAUGGUAGAAUUGAGAUGUCUGAGCUGGUCCAGAUUCUGCCGACGGAGGAAAACUUCCUGAUCUGUUUCAGAGAGUUUGUGAGAUCCAGUGCUGAAUUCAUGGAUGCUUGGCGGAGAUAUGACACUGAUCGUAGCGGAUACAUCGAGUCCAAUGAGCUCAAGGGUUUCCUGUCGGACCUGCUGAAGAAGGCCAACAGAGACUAUGAUGACAAGAAGCUCAACGAGUACACACAGACAAUCCUAAGGAUGUUUGACCUGAAUGGUGACGGUAAGCUGGGCCUCUCUGAGAUGGCGAGGCUUCUGCCGGUCCAGGAGAACUUCCUGCUCAAAUUUCAGGGCAUCAGACUCACCGUUAAGGAGUUUGACUCUCUCUUCACUUUCUAUGACAAGGACGGUAAUGGCUACAUUGAUGAGCAGGAGCUGGAUGCUCUGCUGAAGGACCUCUGUGACAAGAACAAAAUGGACUUGGACUCAACCGGGCUGGUGGACUACAAAAAGAGCAUCAUGGCUCUGGCUGACGGAGGGAAACUGUACCGCACUGAGAUGGAGAUCGUCCUGUGCCGGGACUCCACGCUGUGACCUGCCUGCCUCCUGCCUCCUGCCUGCCUUCCUGGGACCCUCCUGUCUUCCUGCACUGCUUCCUCCUUCCUACCUCUCAAUGUAGCCUGGUGCAUGUGUGACCAGAAACAGAACGCCUGAAAGCACAGAAAAUACCCGCUGACUUUCUUUUCUUCAUCAAAGUAAAGCUGUUUAUUGAGAUUUAAAUGGCAAGUGAAGAAUCUUGUGUAUUAUGCAUUUGUAUUUUUAACUUAAUCACAUAUGUUCCCUGUAGUUAUAGAGAAGGAACUCUGUUCUGCGGCAUCUCAUUGUUUUGUUUGUUUCAGGUUAUUUUGUUAUAAUGUUCUUGUUUUAUUUCAUGAGGCUGGUACUGUUCUACAGAAAUAUACAAAUGAGAGAAUAAAUAAAUGUAACAUAAAUCCAGAA
Xiphophorus maculatus (southern platyfish) is the source of this 1328-nucleotide messenger RNA. Its product is annotated as calretinin-like. The record is from RefSeq and is a predicted model, not a curated record. The transcript has 11 exons. Gene Ontology annotation, molecular function: calcium ion binding. Lineage: Eukaryota; Metazoa; Chordata; Actinopteri; Cyprinodontiformes; Poeciliidae. Gene Ontology annotation, biological process: regulation of presynaptic cytosolic calcium ion concentration; regulation of long-term synaptic potentiation. Gene Ontology annotation, cellular component: synapse; cytosol; terminal bouton. The coding region runs from base 108 to 923 and encodes 271 amino acids.